AUGAACACUGUCAAGAAAUACUUUAAAGAAGAAUGUCAGUUACUUAUGUUAAGUUUAGGACACCCGAAAACUUCGGAUUUUUUUAUAAGUGUUUGGCAGACGACCCGGUCCCCUCUGCCACUUUUAGUAUGGAGAACUCUCUUUUUUCUUUCCUCUUUGAGCAUAGUGAUAACUUCACUCGUAUACUACAUAAAAAGCCCCGUGUCUGUCAGUUUCUGGUUCAUAUAUAUAACUCACUGGGGUUUAGUGUUAAAUAUGUUUGCUACCGGCUUCGGAACGGCGAUUUCGGCACGUUGUUACUUCUAUGGUCCUAUAAGCGCUGAAUUCAACUUGCCAUGGUACGUGAAAACUUUUUGGGUUCUACACAAUGUGUCCGUUCCCUUGGCUUUUCUCAUCACGUUAUUUUAUUGGACUGUACUUUUUAAUGCGAACUUCCUCGAAGAAAUGAACCAAGCUUUGGACAUCGCAAUCCACGGGAUCAAUUCACUCAUUAUGUUCAUACACCAUAUGACGUCCUCGCAUCCGACCCGCUUGCUACAUCUAGUGCAUCCCUUUGCACUUGCGCUCGUUUACGUGUUCUUCAACAUCAUCUAUUAUCUUGCCGGCGGCACGGAUCCGCUGGGACAACCAUUUAUCUAUCCUGUAAUAAACUGGAGCCAACCGGGCUCUGCAACGGUUGUCGUAAUCGUGACAGGGCUGCUUCUCAUAUGCUUACACUUUGUCACUAUCGGUCUGGGAAUGGCCCGGGAUGCAAUUGCCAACCGUAUUCUCAGACCUUCAGUAGCCGUCCACGUCGACGAAGACAUUGCGCUUCAUAACACUAACCCACAAACUACUAUGGUCUAAUUAAUGACUGAUUCGACAUCGAAUUUAUAUAAUAGUUUACUUAAAUACUUAAUUAUUUAAGCGUAGCCAUAGCUUUAAUUAUUUUCCAUGAUGUUUUAAUUUUUAUUUAUUUGUUGUAAUCACUCUGGUUGGUUGAAUUAAAAAACAAUUAUACCUG
Molecule: messenger RNA, 1003 nt
Organism: Melitaea cinxia (Glanville fritillary)
Lineage: Eukaryota; Metazoa; Arthropoda; Insecta; Lepidoptera; Nymphalidae
Product: protein rolling stone-like
Exons: 4
Coding region: 1-846 (281 amino acids)
Cellular component (GO): membrane
Source: RefSeq, a predicted model, not a curated record